AAAAAUAAACAAAAAGUUCCCCCAAAACAAAAGGGGUGACUACGUAUGGAUCACCGUGAGGAUGGGUUUAUCUAGUUUGUAGGGUGAAGGCCAAACUUUGCGAACCCCUUGCGAUAGAACGGUCGUUGUGGAAGGGCGAUGCUGAAGAAAUCCUAGGAGUGCUGGAUUCCAAAUCCAAGGAGGACGGAAAUUUAUAGGCUGACCAGUUGCAUAUAGCAAACACAGAGAACGUGCACUGCGAUUUGGUCUUCAUCAUUAGUGUUAGAACUUUCGAAAGAGAAGAUGGAUCGAGGAGGAAACGGAUGGUCGCUGUCUUCGUGUACUUACGGGUAUACCCUGGCGGUCAUAGUGAUCAUACUGACAUGUCAUUUGCUGAACUCUCGCCUUCCAUUUGCCUUGUCUUUCCUAUCCGUCCUCUUCGGAUUUAGAGAACGAUCUGCUGCGAAUCCACAUGCCGAAUCCAAUGGUCAUCCUGAUGUCUCUCCCUCUGCUCCUUCUGAAGUAAGGAUCACUGCAGUGGUAUCUGAUCUAGAUCUGAAGAAUUUGAUUGACGUCGUAAAUAAUAAAUUUCAAGCUAAUGAGAAAUGGGAAGAUGUCAUUAACCGGAGAACAGAUCGUUUUUCCUACUGUGCACGGUGUUGUAAACUGAAGGAUGAGCCUCUUAAAUAUCUAAGUGUCACUGUAUUUGAAAAUUGCUCUGUUGAGAUGCUAAGAGAUUUUUACAUGGACAAUGAUUUCCGGAAAUUUUGGGACAAAACCUUGAUUGAGCAUAAGCAGUUGCAGGUGGAUUCAAGCAGCGGAACUGAAAUUGGACUCAUGAUAAAGAAGUUUCCACUAUUGACUCCCAGAGAGUACAUAUUAGCUUGGAGAGUGUGGGAAGGCAAUGACGGAUCCUUCUACUGUUUUACCAAGGAAUGUGAAUAUCCUUUGGCACAAAGAAAGAAGAAGUAUGUCAGGGUUAGGCUCUUUAGAUCUGGUUGGAGAAUCAAGAAAAUUUCUGGUAGGAAUGCCUGUGAGAUUCAAAUGGUACACCAAGAAGAUGCUGGUCUUAACGUUGAAAUGGCAAAACUAGCCUUUGCAAAAGGCAUAUGGAGCUAUGUUUGUAAAAUGGAUGAUGCACUUCGCCAAUACAAAGCAGUUGACCACCAUUCUCAAUUGACUUCAGGUGUGACUGCCGUCACGUUAAUUCAAAAGGUUCCACUUGGGUUAGACACCGUAGACCACACAAGGGGACUAAUCAAUCCAGAAAUCUGCACAAGUAGUGACUAUUGCGGUGGAGUGUCACAUGAAUGCAAUGCUAGGGAACGAAGAAAUGAGCCAUCAAGCAAUCUGGUGCCAAAUAUUCUAAUGCUCCUGGGUGGUGCAAUCUGCAUGUCUAGAGGGCUCUCUAACUUGGGAUCAAAGGUUGCCAUGGCAUGUAUCCUGAGUAAGCUUGUGAAACUCAAUGGCAUGAGAAGCAAAAACUUACAGAGAUUUAGCCAGAUAGAGGUUCAGACACGCGAAGAAUGUACGAUGAUAAGUGAAGAUGAGCUUCAGUGCGACUACUCAAGUGUCACCUCUUGAGUAGGAAUGCAGCUGUGCAUGUUUAUGUGGUUUCAAGAAACAUAUGUUAGUUAUUUUUUUAAAAAAAAAAAAUUCUCCAAUUACCCCUUUCCAAUUGAAACAUGAAUGUGGAUUGGACGAUUCUAUCGCUCUAAUCUUCAUUGUUAUCAGAAGCUUUUAAGCCAGUGUCAUUUAAUUAUAAGUGUUAUGUCAUUUUAUUGGAUGAUUAACUAUGCUCUAUUAUGCUAAAAUUAUAAUGUUGGAUUUAAUAUAAAUUUUUUUAGUAUCAUAAAUGUA
Messenger RNA from Solanum lycopersicum (tomato), 1839 nucleotides. RefSeq lists its product as uncharacterized. Gene Ontology annotation, molecular function: lipid binding. NCBI's taxonomy places the organism in Eukaryota, Viridiplantae, Streptophyta, Magnoliopsida, Solanales, Solanaceae. The record is from RefSeq and is a predicted model, not a curated record.